Aphanomyces astaci is the source of this 866-nucleotide messenger RNA. RefSeq names its product maleylacetoacetate isomerase. Gene Ontology annotation, biological process: L-phenylalanine catabolic process; glutathione metabolic process. Gene Ontology annotation, molecular function: glutathione transferase activity; maleylacetoacetate isomerase activity. The coding region runs from base 9 to 779 and encodes 256 amino acids. Lineage: Eukaryota; Oomycota; Saprolegniomycetes; Saprolegniales; Verrucalvaceae. Gene Ontology annotation, cellular component: cytoplasm. The record is from RefSeq and is a predicted model, not a curated record. The transcript has a single exon.
AAUCCAAAAUGCCCAAGCAAGGAGACGCCCGCAGUCCGCGCAAACAAGACCAAGUUGGCUCGCCAGCCAAGAAGGCCAAGGUGGGGUCCCCGACGAAGGCCGCUUCGUCCCCUGGCAAGGUCAGUUCCUCUGCCAAUGCCAAGCUGCACUCGUACUGGCGCAGUAGCUGCUCGUGGCGUGUCCGCAUCGCGUUGUCCCUGAAAGACAUUCCGUACGACUACGUCCCCAUCAACUUGUUGAAGGGCGAACAAGUGAGCGACGAGUUUGGUGCCGUGAACCCCAAUAAGCGCGUGCCAACGCUGGAGAUCGACGGCCAUGUGCUCAACCAAAGCGGUGCCAUCAUCGAAUACCUCGAAGAAACGCAUCCCGAACCGGCGUUGCUUCCGUCGGACCCGUUCGCCCGCGCCCAAGUCCGCAAUCUCGUCGGCAUAAUUGGAUGCGACAUCCAACCCGUUCAAAACUUGGCUGUCCUCAAACGCGCGGCCGUGAAGCUCCCCGCAGCGGACCAAGCUGCCGAAAAGAUCGCAUGGGGCCACGAAUGGAUCGAGCGCGGCUUCGACGUCCUCGAGGAAGAGCUCAAGAAGACCGCCGGCGUGUACUCCGUGGGCGACUCCAUCACCAUUGCCGACUUGUACUUGGAACCUCAAGUGUACAACGCCAAUCGGUUCAAGGUCAACAUGGACAAGUACCCAACCAUUGCGCGCAUCCAAGCCGCGUUGGCCGCGCUUCCUGCGUUCAAGGCCAGCCAUCCGUCUGCCCAACCCGAUGCCACAGAAUAAGAAGACAUAUGUCGAUGCACUAGUUGCGUAGUUUUCGAUACUAUACUGAUGGGAUAUAAGCAGUUCGUCACAUUAUUCAUAUCCAAA